AUUAAAGAUAGAAGUUUAUAUGAAUAAACUUUAAUCAUUAAAUGUUUUAUAAUGAUGAAGAGGAAGAAGAUUGGGGAGAUAAAAAUGAAAAGGACGCAGAAGAUGAAUUUUAAGAUUUAAAUCCAAGUGAACAUAAAAAGAGAAUACCUAAUAAUAAAGCUAAAAUAUAAGCAAAACCAAUAAAGAAAAAGAAAGACAUAUAAGAAUGUGAAUUUGCAGUAGAUGAUCCAAUAAAAAGGAGAUAAUUGGCAAAUUAUUAACAUGUUCCUGUAAGAUUAGAAGCAGGUGAAAAAAUGAAUAUAAAUGUUUAAUAUGAUGAUGGCUAAGUUAGAAAAUUUGGUUAAUAAAGUAUAGAAAUAUAUAUAAAUUAUUUAUUAGAGGUCUUUGAAGAGAAAUUAAUACCAAUAUCAAAAAGUGGAACAUUUAUUUAUGAAGCACCAACAGGUAAAUUAGAAAAAAAGAAUCCUGGUAGACCUAGAGAAGAUACAAGAUCAUUGUUUGAUGAUCCAAAAUUAUAAAAGAUGAGAAAUAAUUAUGUACCAAAACUUUUAUAAAGAAUUACUACUAAUAAUACAAAAGAAGUAGAUGAAGAAGAAGGAGUUUAAGAUCCAGGAGUAUCAUGGAAACCAGUAAAAAGGUAUUUAAUUAUAUAUAAUAAAAAGUGUUCAUGAAGUUCCAGAAUCAUUUUAUAUGAGAUAAAUAUUUGAUAAAUCAUCAAGUGGACCUCGAUCUAUUGAUAAAAAUAAAAUUAAAUCAGAAUAUGAUGCUUUUAGAUUAUUUUUUGACAAUGAUAUCUAUAAUACAAUAAUAAAACAUACAAGAGAAAGGUAUUAAUAAAAAGUAGAAGAAUAAAUAUAUUCAUAUAUUCAUGGUAUGGUACAUAUGGGAAUAAGAGCUAAGAAACCCUCAUUAAUGUAAUGGGAAUUUACUGAAUAUGAAUUAGAAGCAUAUUUUGCAGUAUAAAUAUUCUUUGGGAUUGUAAGAUUAUCAAAUUAAAGAGAUUAUUGGAAAUCAUCAGCUAGAUAAAAACCUAUAAAGAAAGCUGAAACAGGAAGAAGGAAAUUAAGAGAGUUAGCAUAAGAAAAAAUGGAUCGUUAUGCUCAUUGGGUAACAUAAAGAAUGAGUUCUAUUGUUAGUUAUGAAAAGUUUAAAACUAUAAGAAAUUGUUUAAAUAUUAGUGGGGCAGAAGCAUUAAAAUUGAAAGGUAGAGAUCCUAUAUGGAAAAUAAGAGAUUUUUUAAAUUAGAUGAAUAUGAGAUUUGCUAAAUAUUAUUAUCCAGGAGAAUUUAUUACAAUAGAUGAAGGUAUGAUUCCUUUUGCAGGUAAGGUAUAAUUUAAAGUAUAUAAUCCUGAUAAACCUACUAAAUGGGGUAUAAAAGAAUAUUUACUUUGUGAUGCUUCAAAUACAUAUACAUUUUAAUUAAGAUUAUAUCAUGGUUAAACCAUGUGGAAUAAUGAUUUUAAAUAAACUAUGUUUGUUAAUGAAGAAGAUACAUAACAUAGAACUAUGGAAUUAGUAUUAUAAAUGUGUAAAGAUUAUGAACAUAAAGCACAUAAAGUAGUAAUGGAUAAUUAUUAUUCAAGUUGGAUGUUAUUUAGAGAAUUAAGAAAUAGAGGAAUUGGUGCUGUUGGAACUAUUAGACAUAAUAGAGUAAUUAUUAUUUAUUAUUUAUUUUUUAGACUGGAUUAACAAAAAAAGAUCUUACUUCUAAACAUUUUCAAUAAAUUUAUAAUUAAUAUCAUUAUGCAUAUUAUUUAAAUUAAUCUAAUGAACUUAUGCUAAUGUAUUUUUAAGGAACAAGUGAAAAAGAAAUUGCAUUAAUUUCUAAUUUUCUUGAUAAUUCUUUAAAUGAAUAACAUAUGUGGGAUAUUAGUAAAUAACAUUAUUAUGUACCUCAUUUAAAAGCACCUUAUAUGAUGUAUGUUUACAAUAAAUAUAAAGGAGGUGUUGAUAGAAGAAAUUCAUAUGUUGUUAAAUAUAGAUCUAGAUUUCCUGCUAAAAAAUGGUGGUAAAGUGUUUUUGAAAGACUUUUCGAAACUGCUAUUUUAAAUGCAUAUUUAAUAUUUAGAAGUUAUAAUCCUGAAUCAUCAUAUAGAAAUAAAGGAUAAAUGAGAGAUUUCAGAAUUAAUCUUAUGUAUUAAUUUGCUGAAAGAUAUAAAUCAUAUGAACAUUAAUAAGAAGAAAAUGGAAAAAAUAGGUUUUCUUAUUUUGCUAAAAUCUAACCACAUACUUUUAUUGAAGGUGAAGAAAUUGUUAAAUGUUCAGAAUGUGGAAAUGACACAAAAGUUUUUUGUUAAGAAUGUACAAUCUUAAAAGCAGAAGUUGUUGGUUUAUGUCAUGAAAAAGAUACUAUUAAAUGUUAAAGAUUUCAUGAAUUUAUGGAUUUUGAACUUGAUAAAAAUAAAGAAGUUAUUGAUAAAAGAAAAGGAAAAGAUCCUUAUAAACCUAAUUUCUUAGAAAAACUUAAUCAAAGAACUAAUGCUAAAGGAAAUCAAUAACAUUAAAAAAAAGAAAGUCCUCUUGUUAAUCUAUUAAAUAAAAUUAAUGAUUAAAUUAAAUAAGAAGCUAGAGUUAAAUAAGAAAUUAAAAGAGAAGAUAACACUAAUAAAUAAACUACUUAUACUAUACCUGAAGUUAAAUCAGAAGAUGAAUCAUCUACUGAUUCUGAUAUCUAUAUUUAAAGAACUACUAAUUAAAGAUUAAUUGAAAUACAUUAAAAAAUUGAAUAAAUGAGUAUGUGUUCUGAAGAAUUUCUAAAUGGUUCUGUUGCUAAUAGUGAUGAAAAUCUUCCUGACAGAGACUUAGAUGAUUAAUUCAAUCAAAAUAAUUUUUAAGAUGAUUUACAUUAAAGAAACAGUUAAAAUGAAGAAUAAUAAAAAGAUUUCAUUAAAAAAAUGAUGUAAUUUGCAGAUGAUGAUGAAAAUAGUUAAAAUGAUAAUGAUAAUGAAGAUUAUUAAGAUCCAGAAGAUGAUGCACAAUAAUUUUAUUAAUCAUUACUUUAAUAAGAAGAAUAAGCUAUCAAAUAUUAAUAGAAAAAAUAGAUAUAAUAAUAAUUAGAAGAUGAAUCUGAAAAAUCAAAUAUUUCAUAUAAAUCAAAAAAACAAUAAAAAUUAGAACAUAAAUUUAUAGAAUCAAGUUUUAAAGGAAUCAAUAAUUCUUAAAUCUAAUCAAACAUUGAUUUAGGAUAAGAUUUAAAACAAAUUAUUUCUUAAUAAUAAGAAUUAAAUUAUAAAAACAAAGAAAAAUAAGAUGAAUAAAGUGCUAAUUAAAAAUCUUAGUUUGAUUAAUGA
This is a messenger RNA of Paramecium sonneborni, 3290 nucleotides long. NCBI's taxonomy places the organism in Eukaryota, Ciliophora, Oligohymenophorea, Peniculida, Parameciidae. The record is from the annotation of a GenBank genome assembly.